Messenger RNA from Lepus europaeus (European hare), 1446 nucleotides. RefSeq names its product tripartite motif containing 10 (gene TRIM10). The record is from RefSeq and is a predicted model, not a curated record. The transcript has 7 exons. Gene Ontology annotation, molecular function: zinc ion binding; protein binding. Lineage: Eukaryota; Metazoa; Chordata; Mammalia; Lagomorpha; Leporidae. Bases 1 to 1446 code for a protein of 481 amino acids.
AUGGCCGCCGCUGCCUCCGUGACCAGCCUGGCUGAUGAGGUCAACUGCCCCAUCUGCCAAGGCACCCUGAGGGAGCCGGUCACCAUCGACUGCGGCCACAACUUCUGCCGCGGCUGUCUCACCCGCUACUGCGAGGUCCCGGGCCCCGAAUCCGAGGAGUCCCUCUCCUGCCCGCUCUGCAAAGAGCCUUUCCGGCCGGGGAGCUUCCGGCCCAACUGGCAGCUGGCCAGCGUGGUGGAGAACAUUGAACGCCUCUCGCUGGCGUCGGCGCUGGGCACAGAGGAGGAGCAUGUCUGUCAGCAGCACGGGGAGAAGAUCUACUUCUUCUGCGAGGAGGACGAGGCGCAGCUGUGCGUGGUGUGCCGCGAGGCCGGGGAGCACAGGGCACACACCGUGCGCUUCCUGGAGGACGCCGCGGGCCCCUACAGGGAACAAAUACAGAAGUGUCUUAAGUGUCUGAGAAGAGAGAGAGAGGAAAUUCAGGAAGUCCAGUCAAGAGAGAAUGAAAGAAUGCAAGUCCUCCUGACUCAGGUGGCCACCAAGAGACAGCAGGUGAUUUCCGAGUUUGUGCAUCUGCGCCAGUUCCUGGAGGAGCAGCAGAGAAUCCUCUUAGCACAGCUGGAGGGGCUGGAUGGGGACAUCCUGAAGCAACAGGAAGAGUUCGAUUUCCUGGUCACCGGGGAGAUCUGCCGGUUCAGUGCCCUGAUCGAAGAGCUGGAGGAGAAGAACGCGAGGCCAGCGAGAGAGCUGCUGACGGAUAUCAGAAGCACGCUAAUAAGAUGUGAAACCAGAAAGUGCCGGAAACCAGAGGCUGUAUCCCCUGAGCUGGGCCAGAGGAUUCGGGACUUCCCGCAGCAGACCGCCCCACUGCAGAGAGAGAUGAAGAUGUUCCUGGAAAAACUCCGCUUUGAGUUGGACUAUGAGCCAGCUUACCUGGCUCUGGACCCCCUGACGUCCCACCCCAAGCUCCUCUUGUCCGAGGACCACCAGCAAGCUCGGUUCUCCUACAAGUGGCAGAACUCGCCAGACAACCUCCAACGUUUUGACCGGGCCACCUGUGUCCUGGCCCACAAUGGCUUCACGGGGGGAAGACACACGUGGGUGGUGAGUGUAGACUUGGCCCACGGGGGCAGCUGUACCAUGGGCGUGGUGAGUGAGGGUGUGCAGAGAAAGGGAGAGCUUCGCCUGCGGCCAGAGGAGGGGGUGUGGGCAGUGAGGCUGGCCUGGGGCUUCGUCUCGGCUCUGGGCUCCUUCCCCACACGACUGGCCCUGAAGGGGCAGCCCCGGCAGGUGCGGGUGUCUCUCGACUACGAGGUGGGCUGGGUGACCUUCACCAAUGCUGUCACCCAGGAACACAUCUACACCUUCACUGCCUCCUUCGCUCGGAAGGUCUUUCCCUUUUUCGGGCUCUGGGGCCGAGGGUCCAGCUUCUCCCUGAGCUCUUGA